Molecule: messenger RNA, 1801 nt
Organism: Tupaia belangeri chinensis (Chinese tree shrew)
Lineage: Eukaryota; Metazoa; Chordata; Mammalia; Scandentia; Tupaiidae
Product: tumor necrosis factor receptor superfamily member 26-like
Exons: 11
Coding region: 58-1281 (407 amino acids)
Biological process (GO): TRAIL-activated apoptotic signaling pathway; positive regulation of apoptotic process
Cellular component (GO): cell surface; plasma membrane
Molecular function (GO): protein binding
Source: RefSeq, a predicted model, not a curated record
CCCACUCUACAUUGCGCUCCGCUGCGCUCCCGCGGCAUUUGGUCGCCCGUCGGAGCUAUGGCCGGGUGGCCGGCGUUGCUGCUGCUGCUCUCGGUGACGGUGACCGUGGCGGCUGAUAUAAUCUCAUGUGACCCAAAUGAGUAUCCGUAUGCAAAUAUCUGCUGUCAACGCUGCCAGGCUGGCCACCACAUCAGCAGGCACUGCAGCCGGAACCAUGGCGUUGGCGAGUGUGCGCCCUGCGAGCACAAUACCUUCAUGGCACAUGCCUCUGACAAAACCGAAUGCUUCCCCUGUGUCCAGUGCCGGGACGACCAGGAGAUCGUGGCGGAAUGCACUAUGACCAGUGACCGGCGCUGCCAGUGCAAGCGAGGCAGUUUCUAUUGUGACUCGGCAGACUGUGUGGAGAACUGCUUCCGGUGCAGCAGGUGUCCCAAAAACAGAGUCAUCCGUUAUCCGUGCAAUGCCACAGCAGACACAGUGUGUGGUGAAGCAAAUCCAGAGUCAGGAAACUCACACUUCUGGUCCUCUGUUUUUGUGCCUUUUGUCGUCGUCGUCUUUGCCAUUGGCUUUGCUAACCUCAUCUACUGGAAAAGAAAAUGUCUCCAACGGCUCUUUGUCAAGGUUUUCAGACGAGAGUCAGUUGAGCCAGGCAGCCGUUCAUCUACCAACAGCAUGCUCAGUGAUGUACUGCUGCCCAAGGACAGGCCGGCUUCUGCCCUGGCAAUAGAACUGCCGGGAAAUGAGUGCUUACCCUUCGCACCAGAGCCUGAGACCUGCCCUGGGGCCUCUGAGAACCUCGAGAGCUCUGGACCAGCGGGGCUGGUGGCUGAAGAAAGCCCAGCAGCCCCAGAGCAGGCACUGCACACUCCUCCUGCUGCCCAUGAGCCCCAGGGCCAGAUGGAGUCAGCAGCCUCCCUGAAUGAUCUGGCACAGGAAUAUGCACAAAAGUAUGUUUUAAAGAAUAUGUCCUCUGAGACCAUCAAUAGGUGUUUUUAUAUCAUUAUAUCUAAAGUUCCAAAAGGUAACUGGAAGAUGUUUAUGAGAUUCAUCGGACUUGAAGAAAAUGAAAUUGAUGUCUGCGAACAGGAAAAUAUAGGAAAUGUAAUGGAACAACGUUAUAAGAUGCUCGUCAAGUGGAAUUAUAAAUUUGGAAAGGAUGCUUCUAUUUUUAAGCUCAUGGCUGCCCUCCAUAAAAUGGAGUUAAACAUGUGUUUGCAAAAUAUUAUAAACCGUUUGACUGCUGAAGGUAUUUUAGGUAAACAUUCUGAGAUCUCAAAUUAGAGCCAAGUCUUUUUUGGUUCAGGAGGUGUGACGUUAACCAAUAUCCUGAAUGAAUCUGUUGGAGUUCUUGUACCACUCUGAUUCUGUUGGAAUAUCCCACAAAAUGCUGCAUCCCUUCUCUAAACAGACUCUUUCUAAGGAGGUCAGUUCUGCAUCCAAGCCAGAGUGCUUCCCUGCCUGCUGUCUGUGGUGGAGAGGGGUCUGUUGUAAGUGGGUUCCAAAGGACUAUGAGCUUGUUACCAGCUUGCUAUGCCAAGCAGUCCCCUAGUCCUCAGAGAUUCUUCCACAAGAGCUGAGGCUAGGAGGAUUUGUUGUUUGUCUUCCCAUCCCUCCCACUGGUUCUCACAUUCACUGUGAUGGUCUCAUGGCUUAGAACAGGAUAUGGAUGCAGUCUAGGUGCUCCAUAAAUAUGUAUGAGUAGACCAGCAGUUAGCAUAAUGGCUAUGUCGCUGGACUCCCAUGUAGUCCCUGCGGUUCGAGUCCUGGACCCGGUGGCCUAAACUCAUGCCAGGCACGUGUG